Cladocopium goreaui is the source of this 3033-nucleotide messenger RNA. NCBI's taxonomy places the organism in Eukaryota, Dinophyceae, Suessiales, Symbiodiniaceae. The record is from the annotation of a GenBank genome assembly.
GCGUUUGAUGAUUUUAUCGCUUUCUGCGAUGGGCAUGCAGACCAAGAAGAUUUCAAUCUGGGAUCCUGCCAGCUGCGCUGUGUGGUGUCUGGUCGCCACUUGGGCCCGAACAUGCGCAAGUUGACCAUGCACGAGAUUUUCGUGCAAGCUGAUGCAGUCCUGAUUGCAGGCAAGGCAGAUCAAAUGGAAGAUGAAACGCUGGCGCGCAAAUUUUCGGCUGUCGAGUGCCCGGUGUGCCUGGGCGUUUUGCAGGCUAUGGCGUCGGUGCCCGCUGAGACCCAGGUGGCCCAGUCGGACGAGACCCAGCUGACCGACGGAGAGGAGACACUGGAGUGCCAGAAAUGCGGCUCCAGCACCAAGGCGUCUGACGGAGCAGUGCCGAAGGCAGCAGGUCAAGUUUACUGCAAGUGGUGCGCCAAUAUAUACCAAAUGUUGUACCGACAUUUGGGUGGCUUGCCACAGACGUUGUCCACCAUGACAGCUUCAGAGCAGAAGGAGUUUUGGAAGAAGUCGUCUGAGCUCAUCCAGGCGACCCCCAGGAAUGGAAGAUGGUCUCUGGUGAGGUCUUCGUUGGUGUCCGAAAUGUGCCGCUUCAAAAAGGAGGUGAUGACCCGCCGCGUUCGAAGGGAGUUCAAGCCCUUGUCGGUUUGGGCCGCUGAAGGCUACGACGUCCGCCUCCUGCAGGAGAAAGGUGAGAAGGAGGAGAACCCAGUAUGGGGAGAGACCUGGGCGGCGCCGAAGCUUGUCAUCGAUGACGAUGAGGUCCGUGGAAGUGUUGAGAAGGAGUUGGCUGAGAAGGAGUACGCCUUAAAAAAGGCAAAGGUGGUGAAAGGGAAGUCAGUACAACGUGACAAAACCACCACGGCCACCGCAGCCACGACGGCCACCACGGCCAUCCCAAUCGAAGACGAUGAGGUCUGGAGUAUCCCCAGUGAGGGGGAAGCGGCAGUGGCAAAGGAGCCGGGGAACAAAGCAGCCAAGUGUGGCAAGGAGGAUGACGCAGCGAAAGCAGCGCGGAAGGCCGCCAGGGAAAGGGUGGCAGCUUGGAAGAAGGAAGUGGGCAAAGCAUCCAGGUGCGUCUGUUCCCUCAACAGCGUCCACCAGUCCUUGGUGACCACCAGUGCCAAGUGCGAGAAGAACAAAGAGCUUUUCACCGAGGAGACCAUGAAAGGCAUGCGCGAUGCUUUGCAGGAGAUCACAAAGCACAAGAACAGCGCUGCAACUUUGGUGAGCGCGACCGAUGAGGAGAAGAAUGUCAAGAUGCCGCUGAUCUUUUCUGACGUUUCGGAAGUGCAGGAGGCGGUGAAAGCCGCGCAGCUGGUCCUCAAGGAUGUGAGGGCGAUCUUCAGUGAAAAGUCUGCGGCCAACCGUGCCCUGAAGGCAGCGGCCAAACCGAAGCCUGACUCUAAGGCAAAGGCAAAGCCCGGCGCUAAGAAGAGAGACAAGAAGAUUACUCGAGGAACAUUUGAACGGAAUGUGGAGCAAGGUAAAGAGGCAUGGUUAGCAGUCACUGAGGCAGUGACAUUUUCAUGUCACGAUGGUUCUGAUGUGGCUUUGCCCAUUGUUGACCUGCGCAAAUAUCUCCAGAAAAUGUGCAGCGAGGUGCCUGCUUGGAGAUCCGCCUUGGAGACUGCGUUGAGCCAAAGCCGUUCCUUAUCUCCAGUCCUUUUUUGUGACGAAUGCACUUCUGGGAACGUGUUGGCUGUGAACAAGCUUAGAAAGGCCAAUUUAUAUCACCUCAGUUGGCUAGAGCUUUGGCACCUGCUCAAAAAUCAAAAUGCCUGGGUCCCUUUGACCUGCGUUCAGUCUCAGUGCCUUUCCAAGAUCAAAGGUGGAGCCAGCAGGGUCAUGAUUGAGAUCCUGAAGCGGGUCUUGACCCCUGAAAAUGAGCAAGGAUUCCGUCUCAGUGACAUGGUCUUUCGACAAAGGCGAAAGGCGAAGUUUGUAGCAGACUUGGAGGCGGUGAGAUCUGUAUACUCCGUAAAGGGGAGUGCAGGACUUCGUUGCUGCAUUUUGUGCCGAAACGUUGUGAAAAAGGAUUCUGGGGUGCCAUGCCAUGACAAUUUUUUCGUUGAGAUAUCGUCAGCAGGAGGUUUCAUCGAUGCAACCAAUGAUGAUAUCUUUCAACAAUGUGACCGAAUGAUGGCACCCUGUACCAGAAAGGCUAUGGACGCUCAAGAGAUUGCCGCUGGAAUCACUUUCGAUCCAGAAACUUUGCUCUGGUCGCCUGUGCGAACUUUGAUGCCUCCAUCGGAAAUCAUUUACGACGUGAUGCAUGUUUACCUGAUCAACGGCAUCGCCUCUUGGGAAGUCCAUUUGCUUUUGAACAAAGUGUAUGAAUGCACCCGUGUUACCCGGGAAAGCUUUCAGAGUGCUGUGAUGGCCUCCCAAUGGAAAGGAAUGAAAUCAAGUGGGAAGACCGAGAACUACAUCAAAAAUCUUUUUGAGGAGCGUAUGUUUGGCGAAUCCCUCUUCAAAGGGCAGGCCCACCAGACUUCUUCAAUUGUGCCCUUGAUCAGGUACUAUAUGGAAGAAUUGUUUGAGCGCAGCCUUCCCGAGUUUGUCUGCAAAUCUUUCAAGUGCUUAGGCAACAUAGUGAAAUUCAUCCGGGAGGUGCAGAAUGGUCUCGUGGCAAUUGAUGAAAGGACGAGGACCCAUUUAGAUAAACUCCAGCGAAUGCACCACAUCUACUUCGGCAAAGCCUAUGGAGAGGAUGAGUACCGGCCGAAGCACCACCACCGGCAUCACCUGCCUCUCCAGUGGUUGCGCGCCGGGGUGCCAGUCACAUGUGAAAGCCUUGAGUCCAAGCACAGCCUUUACAAACUUGGCGUUGGAGAUCAUCAGAAGAGUCUAGUCCACGACCAUGGAAAGUUUAGCUCCUCAGUGCUCACCAAGAUGCUCCAGACCAAUUGCGCGCUUCUCCAGAAGACAGGAUUACCUUUCUGGGAACUUCUUCCGCCCAUCAGCGAAGCCACCAUGGACGACAAAAUCUUUUUCCUGUCAAUGGAACUCAAGACCAGCAAGAGCCGCUGG